Molecule: messenger RNA, 2233 nt
Organism: Pseudovirgaria hyperparasitica
Lineage: Eukaryota; Fungi; Ascomycota; Dothideomycetes; Acrospermales; Acrospermaceae
Exons: 3
Coding region: 365-2047 (560 amino acids)
Biological process (GO): regulation of transcription by RNA polymerase II; cell differentiation
Molecular function (GO): RNA polymerase II cis-regulatory region sequence-specific DNA binding; DNA-binding transcription factor activity, RNA polymerase II-specific
Source: RefSeq, a predicted model, not a curated record
AUACAUUCACUGAUACUCCGUAUAUGCACGGUAGUUGUGAAGGCUCGAGCUACGACCGACAAGUUCUCGUUUGACGCCAUCACCUUUUGUGCAGGGCAUUAUUGUAUCGAUACACGGGCUUGUCCUAUCCGGUGUCUAUUUACAUGUUUUGUUGAUUGUUAGCUCCAAGUCGCGACUACGUAACUAGAUACGCGAUGGUCAAUGCACUACCACCACCACCGCCAACACCACUCUCUCAACCGGCUCGAGCCGCCGACACGUACAGCGCACUCUCUGCCACUCGUUCAGACUCCUUUUGAAUACACAAACGGUCUUUGUAUCAGUCUUCAUUACUAUCGUACUGUGCAUCGUGUUUUGUAUUGACAUGUCACACGCUUCAGACCCCUCAUCGUCCCAACCAGACGCUAGACUGCCCGCAUCCUCGAUAUCACCAACACAAAGCCUUGCAUUCGUGGUACACUCCCCGGAUACAGUGCAGAACAACCUUCCACCCGAUGUGGACAAUAAACCACUGGCUCGUCAGAAACGCCGACGGACAAGCAAGGAAGACGAGGAAAUCCUUAGAGCAGAGUAUGAGAAAAACUCCAAGCCAGACAAAGCGACGCGUCUGGAUAUCGUGAGUAGAGUGGCGCUCGGGGAGAAAGAGGUUCAAAUAUGGUUCCAAAAUAGACGACAGAAUGAUCGACGAAAGUCGCGUCCGCAAAAUUCUGAUGUUCCGUCAUCUGACCGGCUCGACUGCUCCUCGGAUUAUCAAGACAACAUCGAGGACCACAAUGAGAUUCUCGAAGGCUGUGAGGUCGAGCCCAGUCUCAAUGUGGAUGCCCCUAGAACAGAGGAGAUUAGAGAGGAUGCAGAUGCUGAAGAUAUAACGACAGGCACAUCUUCGCAAAGGACUGGUAACGCAAGCUCGUUCACUCAAUUGACGGACUCACAACCUACGUUCUCCUCCCAAGGUAACCAAUUUCCUCUAAACAGACCCUCCGGAUACAUUGCGAACCGAAGGAGUGCAUCGUUUGUGAAGAUAUUCGAGGAUUCAUCUUCAUCUCAGCCAACAACGGAAACGCAUAAAACCGAAACGUCACAAGACUCGCGUCCCUUGCCACGCUCCCGUUCCUUUGUACGUCUAUCCAUGACUGCUGAUGGCCAGGCGAAAGUUGUAACGGACGCCGAUCAAUCGCCGUCGCCUCCAAGACCGCAAGCUUCUUCCACCACACCUACAGAGCGAAGCGGAUCUCUGAGACGGAGCUACAGUGCUGCCGGCCUCCACGAGCGGUUUCAAGACGAAGAAGAUCUCAGUCCUGCACCUAAAUUACUGAGGACGACUGGCUCCCACGGCAGAUCUCGUGAUUCGCGUACAUGGGAGUUCUGGUGCGACAGCGAUGCCCGCAAAGCUCUUGCCAACCAGGCCGAUCAAGAAGGUAAAGGAUCAGCUGCAAAUGCCAUCAGUCUGAUUCGGGCAAAUAGUAGUGGCGCGUUACGCUCAACGCCUUCGAAAAGGAAUAUGAUGUUGGCAAAGCAGUCAUCGAGUAGGGGAGUCAAACCAGAUGGGAAGAAGAUUGGUGGUCCAGGCUUAACCCGGUUUUCAACGGCACAGGGCCGCUUGCACAUGCAGUCCAGGCAACCAGACUUGACCAAAAUGAAAUCUAAGAAGAAGAAGGACGAUGAAUCAGAGGAAAUCGAAAUACUGAACACCGAAUCCGACAAGGAAAAUUGGGAGCCUAAUGAUGUCCAAACAGCCCUUGGCUCGACCGAAACACGUCGUCACAAUCAGGUAUCUUCCGGCAGACGACCGCUUGGCGAAAACACGACCAUCAUGAGUCAAAGCAGCAGUCUAGGCUCCAUGAUGAGACGUGAGCGAAAACCGAAGAGUCAACUAGGAAACAAAAGCAUAGAUGCCGAGAAUAUGGAUCCCGAGGAUGACGAAGAAAUUGCUCAAUUCAUGGGCAGCGCGAGACCAAGCAGCCCAAGAGCAAGUAGCCUCUCGAGUGGCGAAGAUAUGUCAUGUGUUCAAGGCUUGCUGAAGUUAAGUCAAGGGAAUUGGCGGUGACCAGAUUUGAGAAAUGGUGUAUCUGGAGAUGAGGAUCGGUCCGAAAUGGCAUAACGUGGCGUAUACAUGGUGUUGAGGUCUGCGUAGUUUUGGCCCCAUUAGUUGGAUUGAUGGCGAGGUGCAUUCCUAAAAUCGACAUGGCGUAAGUAGUUGUAUAUCACUAUACAUUACUUGAUUCUUCCUCUU